CACGACGUGGUCUUGUGUUGUCGUCACCGGACUCUGAUGCUCUCGACCCAGUUGUUCAGUCGGAGAGUCCAGACUCAGAGAGCAGAGAGAGAGAGACGGAGGAGGAGGAGGGAGACUUAAUGUCGGCAAGAUACUCUCAAAUAAACACGUUAAAGAUUGUUCUAGUAGCAGAGUGAGCCUUCCCCCACACCAUGUCUCAGGACAAGAGUGGAUACCCUAUUAUGGGUGAGAACAACCCACUUCAUAACAAUGUCUAUGGACGACCUCAGCCAGGUUUCGGCAUGCCCCCUCCCAACUACAGCCAAGCCCCAGGGGGACCGUACCCACCAGCAGCCGGCUAUGGACAGCCGGGUGUCCCCCAGGCAGGCCCAGGUUUCGCCCCUGGUCCCUACCCUCAGAUGCCUUACCCUCAGAUGCCCUACCCACAAGGACCCUACCCUCAGGGGCCUUAUCAGCAAGGACCCGCACAGCCAGGCUUUCCCGGUGAUCCCACGGUACCUGCUGGCAGCCCUGGUUACCAUGGUGAUGGGCCUCCAUCUUAUUACGACAAUGAGGAAUUCACCAACUCUGGCUUUGAGGACAAGACCAUCCGACAAGCCUUCAUCAGAAAAGUCUUCAUGGUUCUCACAGUGCAGCUAAUGGUCACUUUCUCCUUCGUUGCCAUCUUCACCUUUGUUGAUGAGGCCAAGGACUUUGUGCGGCGUAAUCCAUGGACAUACUAUGUGUCCUAUGCAGUCUUCUUUGUGUCUCUGAUCGUGCUCAGCUGCUGUGGAGACUUCCGCCGCAAGCACCCCUGGAACUUGGUGGCACUGUCCAUACUGACCCUGAGCCUCUCCUACAUGGUGGGCAUGAUCGCCAGCUUCUAUGACACAGAGACUGUCAUCAUGGCCGUGGGCAUCACUGCAGUGGUCUGCUUCACUGUCGUGCUCUUCUCACUACAGAGCAAGUAUGACUUCACUUCCUGUCGGGGCGUGCUGUUUGUGUGCCUGAUCGUGCUGUUGCUCUUCUCCAUCCUCUGCAUCUUCAUCCACCACAGGAUCUUGCACAUCGUCUAUGCUUCGCUGGGGGCCCUGCUCUUCACCUGCUUUUUGGCAGUGGACACUCAGCUUCUCCUGGGCAACAAGAAGCUGGCUCUGAGUCCGGAGGAGUACAUUUUUGCUGCCCUCAACCUCUACACCGACAUCAUCAACAUUUUCCUCUACAUCUUGGCUAUUGUGGGACGCUCCCGUGAAUGAGGCUGCACUUUAAAGAGAACAGGAGGGAGACAGAGAACGCCUCCCUUUAUUGUGAAAUGAUGCUAACAUGCUCUCCUUUAACUUUUUCUUCACUUUUUUUCCCAUGAUACUCUUCGUUACCUCUCCUAUCACACAUACACCUUUUUUUAAACAGGCAGUUGUGCUUUGGAGCAGACGCAGCCUGUCAUAAAAUCCAGCUGAGAGGGACAUUAUUUAUUCAAUACAAAUCUUGCCAUUCAUGACAAAAUGAUCUUUUCCUCAAUUUGACCACUUUGCUUGCUGUAAGUGUCCCCUGCUUCUACUAACACAGAUCGCCACAUUACCUAUCCCCCAACUUCCAGUUUGGCUCGAUUCAUACAGUGUAAAACAUGCUAUCCUGUGGAUGCUUGGCACUCAGCCUUGCCUUGCUGCAGAGAUUGAAGAGAAAAAGAGCGAGGAACGUAUCCGUAGCGCCUAAUAUUGAUGCAAACCAGCUUUGCCUGAAGAGAAGUUAAUGCUAGAAAUUCUCUCCUCUUUCACUCCGUUUCCCAAACGUAUCUCUCCCUUUGAGCCCGCUGGUGUAAAGUAACUCUGCAUGGCAACACUGGAAACACAACUAAAGAUGUGUUAUGAUUCUUUAGAGCUACCAGAGGAAUCCCUCUAGCUUGCUUGUCACAGCUGUAAAUAGUUAAGUGUAUUACUGUAUACGAUGCCAGUACCCCUGUCCCCCCCCCCCCCUGAAAGGCAUGCUGGAGUGAUUAAUAUGGAUGUGUUGCUUUUGGGGAAAUAUGUGCUCUAAUAUCAGAACUUCACUUACCCAGUACACUAACUAAAAUCUUUUAAUUGAAAAAGAAUGAAGAUCAAUGUUGGAUGUGACAAACAUAAAUUAGUAUUUAUAAACUAUAUAUUCCCACAGAAUAUCUCUUCAUGUUUUGAAAUUAUUUCUAUGAUUCCAAAGCUGAGAUGUCCCCUUAUCUUCUUCCCUUUUUCUUUACUGUCCUCCUCACUAAUUUCCUCUCAUCUGGUCAUUAACGUGAAGUGAAAAUUUAGUGCUGUAUUUAUUUUUUCUCAUUACAACUAAUGUGAACUAAAGUUGAAGUAUUUGACCACUCCUAUAAGCUGAUUGAAGUUUCAGAACUUCUGAAUUUUAACUCAACUAUGAUGAAGUAGAUGGACAACGGACUUAUAACUUAUCUAUUUAUUGAGCUUGCUGUAGAUAACAGGGUUGCUUUGAGGUUGCUCUAAGCUUGUGUUGAGGAAAACAAACGCGGACUGUUUAGAAAUGUACAAAGACUUGAUUGUGAAACCAUCACCUACUGGUUAUACUCACAAGCUAAAGGAAUCAACAUGCACUGGAAGCCAAAAUAAGUCACUGCACAUACACACACACACACACACAACUUGAAUGAUAUAUUUAACAUGAGCAUUUUUUUUAUUCUGUAAUGUCUGUUUUGAUUUUUCCACCUCUUGCAUGACCCUGUCCUCUCAUUUGCAUGUGCUGAUAAUGCACACUAUACAGGUAUUCCUGUUUUGGAGAGACACAGUGUUGUUUGGCAGCCCUGUUAGACUUUUUUUUAACUCUUGUGUUUGUAUCUGACUGACGUGUACGUGUACAUAUAACUCCUUAGUGGUUUGAUGUGUAUAGAUAAAGUAAUUUUGGGGCUUUGUAGGUCUGUUGGCAUUGUAUAUUUGCAUUAAAUCAAAAUGGAACCACAUUCCUCUACACUGCUGUUGGCUUUUCAUUAAAACUGAUACAAUGUGA
Messenger RNA from Sebastes umbrosus (honeycomb rockfish), 2976 nucleotides. It is a transcript of the gene grinaa, whose product is annotated as glutamate receptor, ionotropic, N-methyl D-aspartate-associated protein 1a (glutamate binding). Gene Ontology annotation, cellular component: membrane; Golgi apparatus; endoplasmic reticulum. Lineage: Eukaryota; Metazoa; Chordata; Actinopteri; Perciformes; Sebastidae. The coding region runs from base 192 to 1235 and encodes 347 amino acids. Gene Ontology annotation, biological process: negative regulation of apoptotic signaling pathway. The record is from RefSeq and is a predicted model, not a curated record. The transcript is spliced from 7 exons.